Molecule: messenger RNA, 3060 nt
Organism: Funneliformis geosporum
Lineage: Eukaryota; Fungi; Glomeromycota; Glomeromycetes; Glomerales; Glomeraceae
Source: the annotation of a GenBank genome assembly
AUGGACGAAAUGAAGAGAACGUAUCACACUUCACAGGAUUUCCGAAAUAGAAGUCGGGAAAUUAUCUCUGAAUCCAAGAUAUUUGAGCAUGGAAAACCUUCCAAUCAUACAUUUGAGAAUGAUAUUCCCUCGGAUGCUUCUCACAUUCAGAAGUUUGAAAAUUCUCGUAUUACUUCCCCAAAUAUCAAAGUUGAGGAUGUUAUUAAAAUUGAAAAAUCUGAUGUUUCUCUAGAUACACAAAUGGAUAUCGAUGAAAUCUUUCCAGCGGAUUCUAAAGGAGACGAUAUGAUGAAUAUUGAUACUGUUUCUCCACCAUCUAAUCAACAAACCAUUCCAAAUGAGCACGAGCUCAAUACGGAUAAAUUGUUUUCCGAAGAAUUACAAGAUAGAAUUCAUGCAUUACGUCUAUUUACAAAAUUACUUCCAUAUAUGAGUGAUGCAAAAAAAAAAAAUUUAUACGAUCCUCUUAGUAAAUUAUUAUAUAAUGAGUAUGAUAAAGAUGUUAAGAUUCUUGUAAUAAUACUUUUGGGUAAAUUGGCCCUUGAUCCAAUCGUUAAUUGUGGCAUAGUACUUGAGGAUUUAUUGAAUCAAAUGCAAUCAAAUUCUACCGAAUUGAAAUGCAAAAUAUAUGUCACAAUUAUUAGUAUUUUACAGGCGAGGAUUGAACAUGUCCUGCAAAUGCCAAAAUUAAACAACACUUUAAAAUCUCUGUGUGAGCGGGUGAUUAACGAACUAACCGAUUCACAUUACAGUAUUAGAUCAUCUUGCAUUAGUUUGCUCGCAUCAAUAGCACCUAUUAUUAUUCGUGUUAAGUUUACGCAGGAACGUAAUAAAGAGCAAGAGUAUCUUAAUGAGUCACAAAUUCAAACUAUAAUUCGUGACUUUGGAGUUGAUCCCGAUCCACGUGUCCGAAGUAAUGCUCUCAGAGCGCUUCUUCAGCUAAAUAAAUAUGGCUAUAAACUUGAUAUGUCAUUGUAUAAAUUAUGUGUUGCAUGCUUGACAGAUGACUACGAAGAAGUUCGAAUAGAGGCUUUAAGCUUGAUUUGGGUAUUAAGUAGCAUUCAUCAUGAAAGAAUUUUAAAUGAUGGGAGCACACGCCUUAUCGAUGAUGCAUUUAUUAAAAUUUGUGAAAUGGUAUGCGAUGAAUCUGUAAAGGUUCGAAGUAAGGCGUGUAAUAUAAUGGGACGUUAUAAACUCGUUGAAGACUCUAUUUUACUAUCAACUUUGAGUCAACAAGUUAUAUCACACGGAAAACCCCGUAAACCAAUGUUUAAAAAAUCUAGGUAUAUUCCAACUCCCGAGGGUGAUAUCGAUGUCGAAUCAGCCGAAGUUCGACUUUUGAAAUCAAGUUCAAGUGGAGCAUUUAUUCAUGGAUUAGAAGAUGCGUUUCAAGACGUUCACAUGUUCCAAGAUGAAAUUGAUUAUGUACGGCUGAAUUCAAUUAUCAGUCUUCGCAAAAUUGGUACUCUUCAGCCUAUCGAAUUAGAUUCCGAAUUGUUGCAAAUUACACUUAGUGUACUUAAUGAUGCAGACCCUAUUGUACGAGAAUCAGCGCAUGGAAUGUUGGGUGUUGUACGGAUUACCUCACCGGAAUUAAUACCGUCAUUCAUUAAAGAUUUAAUGGCAAGUAUGUCCCGGUAUCCGGAAGAUCAGUUGUCAAUUUAUCAAUGUUUCCGAGAAUUUGGUUCUGUUCAUGGGGAAUAUAUAGAAAAGUUUAUUCCUAAAUUUUUCAAGAUGGAAUCAAGUUAUAUUUCAAAGGAAAUUAACCAAAAUGCCCCUGAACAUAUCGGGAAUUUAAUACUUGCAUUUAAUGCUUCGGUCUCAAAUCCAAAGAUAUUAUCCAUUUUACCUAAAUAUGCGUUUAGACAUUACGAGUAUCUUAGAGACAAAUUUCCCAAUUGUUUUCCAGAAGUGAAGAUUCCGGGCGAUGCACCACGGCAAAGUAUUCGGGUCAAUGCAGAUGAUAAUACCCAGACAUUUAUGAAUCAAACCAUAAAGAUGGUAUUUUCUAUGGGCAACUUUUUCAAAACUGGAGAUUUCAAGGCUGCAUUGCGCGUUAUAAAAUAUCUUAUUGAUUAUGAUUCAUUUCCUAGUAACUUAAAAUAUAUAUCACGUGUACCAUCGCUUUCUGGUAAUGCGAUAUUUAUUAUUAUGUAUUUAGAUUGUGUACAAACGAUAAUACAGGCUAAACAGAGUUAUUUGGAAGCAAGCUCCUUUACAACUGCACAAGAUACAGCAGCCCGAUUAUUAGCAUUUUCUUAUAUUAUGGAACACAGAUUUAUCGGACUUACUGUUCCAUCAAAAACUUUUGUUGUCUAUUUGAGAGUGCUAGCAAAUAUUGCAUGGAUAUUUAGUUGCUUAACAGAAGCUAAUAAUAGUCAAGUGUUAUCAUUGUUAAGUAAGAAGGGCCUGUUAAAAUUCUUUAUUAAGCGAGUGUCAGAUUUGCAAAGAAAAUUUGAACGCGACUCUUUUCUCUUAAAAGACCUGGGAAAACUCCAAAUAAAGUUAGAUAAAGCCAGCUUAACUCCUACAAUUGAAAAUGUAAUAUCAUUGUUUGAUUAUAUAAUGGACUACAAUCUUAUUGAUAUUGAAUUAAGUGAUGAUAUUAAAAGAUCUGAAGCCUCUAUCAUUAGACCAGUUUCAAAUCCGGAUCAGCCACGUGAAUUUCCAUCAGAGUUUCCUUUCACAAUCGUCAUUGAAGCCGAAUUACGGAAUGUGGUAGAUGAAACUUCUAUGGCAGUUCAGGUCAUAUUUCCCGAUCAGACAAUUGAACAUUUUAGACCACCAUCGGCAGAUUUCGUUCAUGCCGAACCGGAUAAACUUCAAUUGAGAACGCAAAUUGACAUUUCUCAACCCGCAUGGUCCGAGUCAUGUUAUAUUCAACUUAAAAUAGUUCGUGAUUUUGAACCAGACAUUCCUGAAUUGGAUCAACAUAUAAUGCGUCAAAGUGUUAAUAAUGGAAAUAUAACUGGUAGUAUCUCUGAAAAUACCAUAGAUCUUUCAGAACCAGUCAAAUAUUACAUAUGGCCAAGAGAUUCAUCACCAAAACGAAUGCGUUAA